Messenger RNA from Peromyscus leucopus (white-footed mouse), 2279 nucleotides. It is a transcript of the gene Gpr137, whose product is annotated as G protein-coupled receptor 137. NCBI's taxonomy places the organism in Eukaryota, Metazoa, Chordata, Mammalia, Rodentia, Cricetidae. The transcript is spliced from 7 exons. Gene Ontology annotation, cellular component: lysosomal membrane. The coding region runs from base 782 to 1972 and encodes 396 amino acids. Gene Ontology annotation, biological process: negative regulation of bone resorption; regulation of autophagy; negative regulation of osteoclast differentiation. The record is from RefSeq and is a predicted model, not a curated record.
GACGCCCGCCGGCAGCGCAUCUUGCGUCGAUUCUCGAAGAGCUGCACGCCGGGCGCGGCGCACGGCCUCGGAGUCUCCAUCGGCUGCUACGCAGUUUGCGUAGCGAACGGACGCCCGCGCAGGCGCAGGAGUGGGGCGGAGCAGCGGGAGCCGGGGAGCUGGAGCCCCGUGUCCCGGCGACCGGAUCCCGCUUCCCCAGCAGCGGCCUGAGGACCUGACAUCGACUUCCUCUUAUUCACCGGGGCUGAGGGUGGACGCAGUGGGGCAACAACGUCUGGAAUCUUGAGGACAGAGGAAGAAGCCCCCCAAUCCGGAUUAUUGGAGGGGAAAGAGCCACCAAGCGUGGGGAGGGGGAGAGCGGGGCGUUGGGCGCCCCCGCAGCGGCCGCUGUCCUAAGCUGACGGGCAUCGGCCGGCUCUCCCCCUCCUGCCAGCCGGACACGAGCGACCAAGGCCAGGGACUUUCUGUACCACUGCAUCCUCCCAUCUUGGCUCUGGGGCUGACCCAGGGAGGGACACCCCCAACCCCCACUCCAUUUGCCCUGGGUAGGAAAGAGUACCCUUACACACUCCAGAGUGAGGGGUUCAGGGCCCAGAUUACCCGUGCCCACCCUCCCCACCCCCAGUCUCUUGAGGAGGAAAGGCCUGGCCACCCCAACUUCUUUCCUCCAGAGUCCCCAGCUCUCACCACCUCCUGCAGUAACCACCCCUCCGUAUUUAUUUCCCUGGCUUCUGGCCAGCCCUCCAUCUCUGUCUCCUGGUUUCAGGCCUCCCUCCUUGACAUGGAGAGUAACCUGUCUGGCCUGGUGCCUGCAGCCGGGCUGGUACCUGCGCUGCCGCCUACAGUGACUCUGGGGCUGACCGCUGCCUACACUGCCCUGUACGCGCUGCUCUUCCUCUCUGUCUAUGCCCAGCUCUGGCUGGUGCUUCUGUACGGGCACAAGCGCCUCAGCUAUCAGACGGUGUUCCUGGCGCUCUGUCUGCUCUGGGCAGCCUUGCGUACCACACUCUUCUCCUUCUACUUCCGAGAUACUCCCAGGGCCAACCGCCUGGGGCCCUUGCCUUUCUGGCUUCUCUAUUGCUGCCCUGUCUGCCUGCAAUUCUUCACGCUGACGCUUAUGAACCUCUACUUUGCCCAGGUGGUGUUCAAGGCCAAGGCAAAGCGUCGGCCAGAGAUGAGCCGAGGCUUGCUGGCUGUCCGAGGGGCCUUUGUGGGCGCUUCACUGCUCUUUCUGCUGGUGAAUGUACUGUGUGCCGUGCUGUCCCGCCAGCGCCGGGCACAGCCCUGGGUUCUCCUGCUGGUCCGCGUCCUGGUGAGCGACUCCCUCUUCGUCAUCUGUGCCCUCUCGCUUGCUGCCUGCCUCUGCCUCGUCGCCAGGCGAGCUCCUUCCACUAGCAUCUACUUAGAGGCUAAGGGGACCAGUGUGUGCCAGGCGGCUGCCAUAGGGGCUGCCAUGGUUCUGCUCUAUGCCAGUCGGGCCUGUUACAACCUGGCAGCUCUGGCCUUGGCCCCUCGGAGCCGGCUAGAUGCCUUCGACUAUGACUGGUACAACGUAUCUGACCAGGCAGACCUGGUGAAUGACCUAGGGAACAAAGGCUACCUGGUGUUUGGCCUCAUCCUCUUCGUGUGGGAACUGCUGCCCACCACACUGCUGGUGGGCUUCUUCCGGGUACACCGGCCCCCGCAGGACCUGAGCACCAGCCGAAUCCUCAACGGGCAGGUUUUUGACUCCCGUUCCUACUUCUUUGACCGGGCUGGGCACUGUGAGGAUGAGGGCUGCUCCUGGGAGCGCAGUCGGAGUGAGAGCACCAGCAUGUCCGGCAGCCUGGGCUCUGGCAGCUGGUAUGGUGCCAUCGGACGUGAGCCAGGCUGGGGCGGGGCCAGUCAGACGAGGACCACUCCUCUGCUCUUCUCCCAGGUGCCAGGACCUGGCGGCCACCACCACAGCCUCUAUUCCACGCCACAGACAUGAUCUCCUUUUACCCCCCUUAGAGCACCCAGGCCCCAGGUCCCCUUAUCCCCGGCCCCUGUGCCAAGUACAUCUGCCGCUUCUUGCCCAGGAUGCCAGGGGACUAUGGCUGCUUCUCUCCUCUGGCCAGCUCCUUGCUGCUCCUAUCGUAGUGAGCUUGUGCCAUCCCCUUAAGAUAGGGACCAGGCCCCCAGGCUGCCAGAUGCCCACAGUGCCCUGGCAUGACCUGCUGCCUCUGCUUCCACACUGGAGCCAGCUACCUCUCCUGUGCCUACCACUCAAUAAACAGAGUCUGUGUCCUGUCCCUCCA